AUGUCCGGGGCGGAAGCCUCCUUAGUCAUUGGUCUGAUUUCUGGGGUCAUCUCCAUUGUCAGCGCGAUCAGGAGUACCUACGACGCGGUCAAAGACAAGGACAACCUGCCGGAAGCAUUUCGCGAUGUCGCUCGGAGGCUACCAAUAGUACAAGAGACGCUCAACGCAGCAAAGGCACACAUCCAGGAUAACCAGUCGGAUAAAACAUCUGAGGGAGUGAAGGCCAUCAUCAAAGCCUGCGAGAGCAAGGCCCAGAAGCUGAACGCGCUUUUCCAGAAGGUGGCCCCGCAGGAAGAGGACUCGAGAGCGGACCGAUAUUUGAAAGCUGUACGGAAUCUGGGCAAGGGAGGUCGGGUAGAAGUUUUGAUGAAAGGGAUCUUGGAGGAUAUGCAGCUUUUGGCUGGCAAUGGUGUUGUGAAACUGGCUUCGGAAGCACAGCUCCGCGACUUGAAGGCAGCAAUCGAAGAGAUUUCCGCGCUCAAGCCCUCGAUUCCGGACGAAGAAUUCCCGGACUCUAGCAACGUCUUCAACCAAUAUGGAGCGGGGCACAUGUUUAAUGCAAUAGGGGGCAAAAAUCUCUACAAUCUUGGCGAUGGGAAUCAAUUUCAAGGAGAAAACUUAUAUUUUGGUGAGAUCUUCAAGCAAAAACAAGGAAAGGGCGGUACCCGGUGA
Fonsecaea erecta is the source of this 672-nucleotide messenger RNA. RefSeq lists its product as hypothetical. The transcript has a single exon. The record is from RefSeq and is a predicted model, not a curated record. The coding region runs from base 1 to 672 and encodes 223 amino acids. NCBI's taxonomy places the organism in Eukaryota, Fungi, Ascomycota, Eurotiomycetes, Chaetothyriales, Herpotrichiellaceae.